AUGCUUAGAUUCAUAGCAAGAAAUCUCAAUAAUGUUUAUAAAUUUUCCGAAUUGUAAAAGUUCGGAGCCUCUUUUCUUGGUUCUGGAAACGCUGAGUAUUUGGAAAAUCUAUUUGAUUAAUGGUAUUUGGACAAUAAAUCAGUCCCUGCCACUUGGGAUGCAUAUUUCAGACAAGUUCUGGAAACGAAUAAUUUUGAUUUCACUCCUGAACCUUAGAAGGGUUAAGCAGUUUCAGCUAGAUUGGAUGGGUAAUCGGGAUUAAGGAAAUUACUGAGUGAUCACUUUAGAGUGUUGUUGCUAAUAAACAAAUACAGACAUAGAGGACAUGAGAAGUCAUAGGUGGAUCCAUUGGAUUUAGAGCACAUUUAGUAAAUAGGCAAGGUGAAAGGAUAUACUAAAUUGGAUUAUCGUGAAUUUUUCGCAGAAGAGGAUUUGGACAGAGAAUUUUAUAUACACGCUGUAGGAAGCACAGGAAUAACAAAGGACAAAUAAAUGAUGAAACUGAGAGACCUAAUAAAUUAUUUAGAAAAGGCCUAUUGCGGAAAAAUAUCAUAUGAGUAUAUGCACAUUCAAUCAAACGAGGAAAGAGAUUGGUUUAGACAUCAAAUAGAGAAAUAUGAUGAAUUUAUGCCGAGUAAAGAGUAGAAAUUGAAGACUUUUGAGAGAUUAGGGUAGGAGCAUGCAUUUAGUACAUUUUUGUAGAAGAAAUUCAAUACAUCAAAGAGAUUUGGAAUAGAAGGAUGUGAUUCUAUGAUUUCUGGGUUGUAAUCUUUGAUAGAUGAAGCAGCAAGUGCAGGGGCAGAACAUGUAGUAUUUGGAAUGGCACAUAGAGGAAGAUUAAAUACUCUUUACAAUGUGUUUUAGAAAUCAGCAGAAGAAAUCAUGGUUGAAUUCUAGGAUUUGAAGAGUACAUUUAAUGAAGAUAUUUGGGGUAAUUCUGGAGAUGUGAAAUAUCAUUUGGGUUCAGUUCAUAAUGUGCUAUUUGGAGAUAAGAAAUUAAGAUUGGAAAUGUUGCCUAAUCCAUCUCAUUUAGAAACUGUGGAUCCUUGUGUUUAUGGAAAGGUCAGGGCUAUCUAGGAUUAUUUCUAAGAUUCAAAGAGAGAAAAGGCUUUUGGAGUAUUGAUUCAUGGAGAUGCUGCCGUUUCAGGUUAAGGAAUAGUUUAUGAAGCAUUACAAAUGGCAGAUUUAGAAGGUUAUAAGUCUGGUGGUAUCAUACAUGUGGUAUCCAACAAUUAAAUUGGAUUCACUACUGUUCCUAAGGACAGCAGAUCUGGAUUGUAUUGCACAGAUAUUGCUCAUGCUAUUUAAGCACCAGUCAUUCAUGUCAAUGCUGAUGAACCUGAACUAGUUGACAAAGUGUUUAAGAUUGCGACUGAAUACAGAUACAAAUUUAAGAGAGACAUUUUUAUUGAUUUAGUUGGAUAUAGAAGAUAUGGACAUAAUGAGUAAGAUCAGCCUAAAUUCACUUAACCUAUUAUGUAUGAGAAGAUUGACAAGACUCCUCCUGUUUUUAUUAAAUAUAGUGACAAAUUGAUUGCUCAAGGUAUCGUGACCAAAGAACAAGUGGACACUUUGAUGAAGACUCAUGAAGACAAUCUUGAACUGGCUUAUCAGAAAUCUAGAAAAAUGGAUUACAAUCUCAAGGAUUGGCAACCAGUGCCAUGGGAAAUGAUCAAGGUUCCAGUCCUUUGGGGAAGAAUCAAAGAUACCGGUGUUCCUUUGAAUGUGUUAAAAACAUUAGGGGAAAAAAUCAAUAAGAUACCUAAUGAAUUCCAUGCUCAUCCUUAGAUCAGAAAAUUUUAUGAAGAGAGAUUGUCAUGGAUUCAAAAAGAUCAACCUAUUGAUUUUGCUACUGCUGAAGCUUUGGCAUUUGGAACUCUUCUUCAUGAGGGAUUCAAUCUAAGACUGUCCGGAGAGGAUGUUUAAAGGGCAACUUUCUCUCACAGACAUGCCGUUAUACAUGAUUAAAAGGAUCCUAACGGUUAAGAUUAUGUCCCAUUGCAUAAUGCUAUUCCCAAGGGAUAAGAACAAAGACUCAGUAUUUACAAUUCUCAUUUAUCUGAAUAUGGAGUUCUUGGGUUCGAUUAUGGUUACUCUAUCACAAAUCCAAAUACGUUAGUGUUGUGGGAGGCAUAAUUUGGUGAUUUUGCAAAUGGAGCAUAAAUUAUUAUUGAUAAUUAUAUAGCAAGUGCAGAAUCCAAAUGGGAUGUCGAUAGUGGAUUGGUUAUGUUGUUACCAAAUGGUAUGGAUGGACAAGGUCCAGAACAUAGUUCAGGGAGAGUUGAAAGAUUUUUGUAGUUGAGUGAUGAUGACCCUGCCGUUUUUGAAAAAAAUCUCGGAGUCAGAUUAACUAGAUAGAUGAGAAAUUCAAAUAUGCAAAUUGUGUAAUGCACUACUCCUGCCAAUUACUUCCAUGCUCUCAGAAGACAAUUAAGAAGAGAUUUCAGAAAACCUUUGAUUGCCAUGACGUCCAAAAGACUUUUAAGAUUGCAAGCAGCCAAAUCUAAACUUACUGAACUUACUACUCAAUUCAAUCAAGUUUAUGAUGAAGCUCUUCCUGAAUUCCUUGUUCAACCCAAUUAAGUCAAAAGAGUUAUAUUAUGCUCAGGAUAAAUUUAUUAUGAUUUACUCAAAAAAAGAGAAGACCUCAAACAAAAUAAUGUUGCUAUUCUCAGAAUUGAACAGUUGGCUCCAUUCCCUUAUGAGUUCUUAUAAAAAAUCAUUGGCAAAUACAAUCAAGCAGAAUUCGUCUGGGUCUAAGAAGAACAUAUGAAUUAUGGUCCUUGGGCAUUUGUCAGACCAAGAAUCUAAAGUGUACUAGCCAAGACUACAAAUAUUUCUAAUUCACCUAUCCAGUAUAUUGGCAGAAGACCAAGUGGAUCACCAGCUACUGGUUUUCAUUAAUUGCAUGAUAAGGAAAUCUAGACCCUUUUAUAGAAGGCCUUUGAAAUUUGAUCAAUUAUGUUAUUAUUCAAUUCUUGUAUUUUAUUUU
Messenger RNA from Paramecium tetraurelia, 2992 nucleotides. RefSeq lists its product as uncharacterized. The transcript is spliced from 6 exons. Gene Ontology annotation, biological process: tricarboxylic acid cycle. NCBI's taxonomy places the organism in Eukaryota, Ciliophora, Oligohymenophorea, Peniculida, Parameciidae. Gene Ontology annotation, molecular function: thiamine pyrophosphate binding; oxoglutarate dehydrogenase (succinyl-transferring) activity. Gene Ontology annotation, cellular component: mitochondrion; oxoglutarate dehydrogenase complex. The record is from RefSeq and is a predicted model, not a curated record.